This is a messenger RNA of Scheffersomyces coipomensis, 1125 nucleotides long. RefSeq lists its product as uncharacterized. The transcript has a single exon. Lineage: Eukaryota; Fungi; Ascomycota; Pichiomycetes; Serinales; Debaryomycetaceae. The coding region runs from base 1 to 1125 and encodes 374 amino acids. The record is from RefSeq and is a predicted model, not a curated record.
AUGAUCUCUAGAACUACCAUUAGAAAUGGUAUUUUGCCAUUAGUUAGAUACAAUUCUAGUGCAACUCCUUCUGGUUCCAGUAGUAGUUCAAAUCCAAUCUUCUUAAGUGAAUUAUUAAAGAGAAUAGAUACAGUUACUUCUAAUAUUAAACAAAAGAAUGAUGAAGUAAAAUCAAAACCAAAGUCUUCAGGUCCAUGCCAAAAGAGAUCAAAGGCUGGAAAUAAUAAUAAUAAUGAAUUCAGAACUUCAACUCCACGUAAUAACAAUAACAACAAUAAUAACAAUAACAAUUCUAAUAAUAAUCAAUUUGCUAGAGGUGCAAAUCAUCCCUUCAGAGUCAAUAAUAAUUAUAGACCAAGAGAACCAAGAGAACCAAGAGAUCCAAGAGAUCCAAAUCAACCCCAACAAAACAGAUCUAACUACUAUCAAAACAAUAACAACAAUACCAACAGCAGUAAUAAUACCUUUGAAAAUAGAGAUUCAAGACCACAAAGAAAUUUCAGAAGAUCAGAUGCUCAACCUAGAGAUCAUACUAGAGAAAGACCUGGAACAACUGGUCAAGCUCCAAGAAGAGAUGCUACAAAGAGACCAGCUCGUGCUUCAAAAGUCAAUGGACGUGAAGUGGUUAAAAAACCAGCAGUCGCUCCUCCAAUCGCUCCAAAGACCUUACCAAAACCUCAAGCAUUAAACCCGGCCGUUACAGCUGAUACUUUCUUACAUGGUAAAGUAACAAGUGUAAAUCAUACUUUAAAUUCAAGAUUAGUAUCAUUGACUAAAGAAACUUUAAUUAAAUCAAAAUAUCCAUAUCUUGUCCCAUCAGAAAUCUUAUCUAAAUUGAGUUCAGAAUCAAAAAAGAAUAAAUUCAUAGUUCAAAAGAAUUGGAAUUUAAAAGUAAAUCAAAAUCAAUUCAAACAUAGAUUUUCGGAAUUAGUUAAAGGUGACGUCAAGCCAUUACAAUUGGCUGAAUCAAAUAAAGAUAAUCAAUUAGUAAAUGAAUUAUCUGCCUCUGCAUUAUCUAAGAAUCCAACUUUAACUCAUGAAAAGAAACAAUUGCUUUAUGAUGUUAUUAAUGGAGUUAAAUCAGUUAAAGAUUUAAUCACUAACGCUGCUUGGAAUAAAAAAUAA